This is a messenger RNA of [Torrubiella] hemipterigena, 2463 nucleotides long. The record is from the annotation of a GenBank genome assembly. Lineage: Eukaryota; Fungi; Ascomycota; Sordariomycetes; Hypocreales; Clavicipitaceae.
AUGGCUUCGCAAUCAACAGCUACCAACGGCGUUAAGGCCGCAGAAGCGGCGCCCAACGCCAGCGCCGACCCGAAGCCGACAGCAACUGCCAUCAGCGUCAUGAAUGGAGCCGCUACACCCAAACAGUCACCAUCACUAGCCGCCCAGUCGGCAGCGACUUCAGAAGUCACCCGAACAGCCUCACCCAUCCGAUAUCCACGAAAAGCUUCCUCAUCAAGUCGCCUUCGCGGCACCCGCUCUCGCACCAACAGUCAGCAAGACCUGAGCCCAACGCGACCCUCAAGAUCUCAAAUACCCAGUUAUACUGCCGCGGCCAGAAGCCUAUCCAGCUCUGGAACACCUUCAUUACCACCAGCUAAACAAGAGCAACCGACGCCGACCGCAACGCCACAUAAGACGGCAGUUUCAAUCGAUGCUAGGGAUGGUGCUCGUUGGCCCGUGUCACCUCGUCUUCGCUCUCCUCCUCCACAACCAAGUCGCUCGGAUCCAGCAACCCCGAGACCUGCCGCGGAUACUGAACCACCAGCUAUCAACAUACAGCAAGCCAGUCCAGCUCCUCAACCUGCGGAUAGCACCCCAAUAACGUCGGAAAAGAGCAGCGAAGACACCAACACAGAAAAUUCCGGAACGAGAACCCCCGUACGCUCCGCGCUGGAAACCGUUCAAGAAGUCGCUACUCCCGGACGGGAUGUAGGUCUCUUGGAAAAGGUCAAGGAAAAGUUGGUCCUGCCAGAACAAUCUAGCCAAUCUGAUGGCGCCAUGAGCGAUGGUGGGCGAAACGUCCGAUCGCGCCCAAGCCCUACCAGCAAUGAAAGCGGUAGCGACAGCAGCGUAAACCGAGCUGAAUCUAGGCGAACAACCUCGGUUCCGCCGCCGAUGCCCCGCCAGUCUAGCAGCCUGUCGACGAAGCAGAAGGCAAAACCCGAGGGCUCAACGCAGAAUAUGACUGUCGAAACAGAGACAGUUGUGAGCAUUCCUCAGGUUGCGCUGAAUACAGGAAACAAGGGUGACAACACAAACGGAACUUUGAAAGCCAAACAAAGUACAGAGACAAUUCGACCCCGCAAGGAUAAGAAAAAGUCGACGCGCAAACAAGCCAGUGUCAGCAACGCCACCGGCUCCUCCAAGGCUGACAUCUUUGAAGCCAAAAUUGCAAGUGCCGUCGAUGAAGCCAACACGUCUGACUCUGAAGAGACAUUUGUCUACGACUCGAACCCGCCCGAUGCGGGCGACCGCUCCGCUCGCCGCUUCCACUCUCGAACACCUAGCGCAACCUCCAUGGCCAGUCAAGCCGGCCGUCAAGACUCUCGAUCCAUAUACGGCGUUCUAGAAGGUCACGGACCGGUGCCCAAGAAGAGCAUGAAGUUCGUCAAUACCUUCAACGGCUCCGGCACUGACGGCCUUACUACUGGCGAUGAGGACGGCAAGGGCACUGGGCGAAGUGCAGGAGGCUCUGGUCGUGGCACGACACGACACCAUCACCACAUUGGCCGCUGGGGUCGACAGCCUGGCAACGGACACGCUUCAAUUUUCGAUAAUGAGUCUCCUUUUUCGACAGCAUCCCGCUCUAAGCUCAAUGGACAUGUCAAGAACUCGGGCGCUACAAGCCCACGCAAUCAUACCUCCCCUCGUGGUCUGUCAACAAAGAGAUCUGCUCUACAGAUGUCAUCUAUCUACGACAUGGAAGAGGCUGGUGGUGCUGACGACGAACGCACGCCACUAAUGAACUCUACCCGGCGGUCUGGCCGACGACGAGGGCCGCACAACUUGCGUCAAGCUGAGUCGCAGACAUAUACUCGUCGAUCCUCUUACUUGAACCGAUUCGCAGCUUGUCUUGUCCUGACCAUGAUGUUUCUCCUUGUCAUUACUGGCGCCAUUGGAUUCAUGUUUGCCACCUCGCAGCCCAUGAGCAAUAUUGAAAUCGUCUCUAUUGACAACGUGGUCACUAGUGAACAGGUUCUCAUGUUUGAUGUGACAAUCAAAGCCCACAACCCGAAUAUAGUUCUCGUAACUAUAGAUCAGACAGAUUUGGAGAUUUUCGCCAAGUCGGACCACGCUGGUACUGAUAGAGACUGGUGGAGCAGCCCUGAUGGCCCUGGAGAUGGUAAUGACGCUGCUGUGGUAUCAGCCAAGGCCGACGACAGACCAAACAUUCUGCUAGGCCGCAUCACCGAGUUUGACAGCCCCCUAACCUUUGGCGGAUCACUAUUCCAGCAAGGCAUGUCGACUGAUACUGGCGGAAUGAAACUACCAUAUCCUGGAAACGGAACGGCUGGUGGCGCAGCACGCUGGGAGAAGAUUUAUCAAAACAACUUUGAUCUCAUUAUCAAGGGUGUUGUCAAGUACAGUCUCCCAUUGAGUGCCCGUGUCCGCAGCGCAACCGUUUCUGGGCGAACAAAAGUCAAACCCAACUCGGCCAAUGAUCCCGUUAAAAAGCCAAACCAGACCGAGCCAGCCUCAUAA